Messenger RNA from Candida dubliniensis CD36, 282 nucleotides. Its product is annotated as F1F0 ATP synthase subunit e. Gene Ontology annotation, molecular function: proton transmembrane transporter activity. NCBI's taxonomy places the organism in Eukaryota, Fungi, Ascomycota, Pichiomycetes, Serinales, Debaryomycetaceae. The transcript has a single exon. The record is from RefSeq and is a predicted model, not a curated record. Bases 1 to 282 code for a protein of 93 amino acids. Gene Ontology annotation, biological process: proton motive force-driven ATP synthesis.
AUGUCCACAUUUAAUGUAUUGAGAUAUUCCCUUUUAGGAGCUGGUAUUGUUUACGGUGCUUACACUAGAUACUCAGUGGAUUCAGCUUUUAAAGCCGAACAAGCAGCAAAGAAAUGGAGACAAGAAGAGAAAUUAAUCCAACAAGCCAAAGCUGAAUAUGCCAAAUUACAUACUCCUAAGAAAGAUACUAGCAGUGCUUCUACAUCUGGCUCAAUCAACUGGGAAGAUCCAAACUUGGAUCUUGGCAAGGCUUUAGAAUCAUUAAUUCAAAAAUUAGAUUAA